AUGGAACUUAUUUCAAAGAAAAUCAGUGCUAACGAAACAUCAAAUAAGAAAAGGAAAAAAAAUAUUGAAAUAACAACAAACUUAAAAAAUAACUUAAAAAGUCUGAAAUUAAGCGAAAGAAAUGAUAUAAAUUAUUUCGCACAAAAUGUAAAAACAACUGAUCAAAAGGAUGCUGCAAAAAAAAGUACAACGAAACAUACGCUAAAGAUAGAUAAAGCAUUAAGGGCUGAAAAUGCACCCCACAACAAAAAUUUGAACGUUGAUAUUUCUAAGUACAAAAAGGUAUUCAAUAAAGCAAGUGUUGAUAGGACUGUCAAAGGGCAACAGAAAGACAAAGAAAAGUUAAAGAAAAUAAAAAAAAAAAGAAAAAAAAAAGAAGGAGAUGGGGAAAUAUCAGAGGUAUACGAAAUAGAAAGGGAAGCAACAAAUGUACAAUCACAACAGGUAUAUAAAAUCAAUAAUAAUGAGUCGAUGUUGAGUUCAACGAACGUUGAGGAAAAAGAAGAUAUUGAGAAGCACCAUGAGGAAUUAGAAAAACUCGUUAACAUUGGUAAGGAACUGAAGAAGGACACGAAUCAAAUAAUUUCAGAACUAAAAAAUAUUCUUAAUAUUGUAGAAAAUCCAAAGGAACAUAAUAAAAUAGAUGGACUUAAGUCAAAAGAGAUAAAAAUUUUAGAUUCGUGGUAUUUUGCAAAUAAGCUGAAAAUUAUACCUUGCUUAUUUGAAGACAAACCAUUAAGUGCAAAUCUGUUAAGCUCUUUAUAUGCUGUUGAACCUUCUUUUAAAAAUAAGAAAAAUAAAAUUAUUAUAUAUUUAAAAUUUGUGAAAGAUAAAUAUGAAAAGUCAUUAAAGAAAUGUAGUGAAAAUCAAACAGAAGACAAAGGUGAAUUUUGCAAAAAUAAAAUUCUGCAUGUAUUAGACAAUAGUACGGAAAAUUUAAAAGAAAAAGAGUAUAUGAAAAAAUUAAUUACACUAAUUAAAAACGAAAGUAGUUACAAAAAUUUAAAACAUUAUUUCAGUUAUCUUUUAACCGUUUUAACUGUUGAUACAUAUGACGUGUUUUUAGAAGAAGAUGGACUUGUAUGCAUUAAAGAUAUUUUACAGAGCAUUGCAAAAAAAAAACUAAUAAAAAAAUGUAUUGCUCUGUUAAGGCAAAUUUUAAAUAUAUUGCAAAAAUUAAAUAUUACUCUUGAUCAUUUAAAAAAUACUUUAAUAGGUAUCCCUAUCAAUUUUAUUUCUAGAAACAAAAUAGACAAAAAAAAUAAGUUAGACUAUGUAACGGAUAAUGAACAAAUAAGAAAUAUUGCAAAGGAAUUAAUAGACAAAUGGAAACUAGUACGUGAUAAAGCAUUAAGUGAAAAAAAUGUAGAUAGUGAGAACAAAGAAUUAAAGAUAAAUGUGGGCGAAAAUAUGACCAAUGAGAUAGAUAAUAUUGAGCAUGAAAAUAUCCCCCAAAAUAAUAUUUGCAACAAUAGCGAUAAUACGGAAAAAGUUAAAAGCAGCUCUAAUGAUAUGAGUACAAAUAACCUGAAUAGUGCAGAAGAAAUAACUAUUGCAAAUAAAACAAAAACUAUAGAUAUUGAUCUCAGGAACAAUAUUUGUGACAUUGAAACAAACAAUAUCACAGUCAUGAAUAAGACGAAAUCUUUAAAUUUGAAAAAUGUUGAUAAGGGAACUGAAAAUGUUAAGGGGAGUCCAAAUACCUUCAAGUUAAAUCAGAAUUGUACAAAAAAUGCUCUUAAAAAGGAUAAUAAAAAAAAAAUGGACAAAUCGAAUGAAAGUAAAAAUAUCAUGCUCGAAAUAAUAGAUACUCUAAAUGAAGAAUAUGAAAAGAAGAAAAAAAGACAUUUAGAAUAUAAAAAAGCAAAAAUUGAAGGAAAGAUAAAAAAGUUUAGUGCUUUAAAAAAUACUUCAGAAAUUAGCAAAAAUGAUAAUUUGUUAACUGAUAUAGCAAAAAUUAAAAUGGUACCUGUGAAUAGCACAUUAAAUAAAAGUCUACACAUGAAUGAUUUUCCCAAACAGCAUCAUCAUAAUCAACAUCAUUUAAAUAGCAAUUUUUCGGAAAUUCGAAAUUUAAUGAAAAAUUAUAAUAUAAAUGAAGCAUUGAAAACAGAAGCGAGUAGUAUGACACUGUCAGCAUCGCCAUAUGAGAAAAAGAAUGAAAAUUAUGAUAUACCUAAUACGAAUAUAAAGAAUAGAAAUGUUAACGAAUUAUUAAAAGAAUCAUAUACUAAUAACAGUACUCAAAGGAAUGAAACCAAUUUAAAUAGAAAUGUGCAGUCUCAAAAAAUGACAAAAAAUAGAGAACAAUUAGUAGAUAAACAUGUAUAUUAUAAUAAAUAUAAUACCCAUGAUGGUACAAAUAUUUUGAAUAAUACAUAUACGGAAAAUGAAAUAUAUAUUAAUAAUAAUAAUAAUUCCACGUCGAUGAACUAUAAUUUAAAUCAUUUAAAAAAGAAGCGUGUUUUUUCAAAGUAUCCAUAUGCUACUAGUGAAGAUGACCUACAUGACAACUACUGGAGUGCGCAUAACUACAAAAUGAAAACAGAUGGAAUACAUUUUUCUGAUAAUAUGGGUAAUGAAGUUGCUGAGGAAAAUUUUAGUAAAUUUUCUAGCAGUGGAAAAAAUGGCCUUUCCGAAAAAAAUAGCCUUGAUAAUAAUAAUUUUCAAAAUGCAACAGAACAUACCAAGAAUGAUUUCACAUUUAAAGGCACCAAUAUCAACCAAGGAAAAACAGUUCAAUUUUCCAAUGAUGAUCUUAGUAUGCAUUCCUAUGACACAGGUUCAUAUGAUAUUAAUUCCAUGAAGGAAAACAAAAAGUUGAGCGAUGAUAAUUUAAUUAAAGACCCCUUUGAAUACUACCCCAUUAAUUGUGAUGAUAAUAACAAUAAUAAAAAUGGUAGAAAUAACAGCAACGUUCCCAUUAAUAAUUUCAAGGAUCAAAACAAUAGUAGCAGUAUCCGUAAUAGUAGUAGUCGUACUAGCGGAAAAAAUACUUCUGUAUUAGGUUCACUUGAAAAUUCUUUUAUGAAUUUGUUAAGCUAUAACAGUAUGCCACAAAAUGAAAGAGACGUGAAAUAUAAUAAUAUACCUAAUUUAAAUGAAAAAAAUAAAAACGAUGUUUUAAAUUUAUUAAAUAAAAACUCGUUUAGUGAUACAAUUAUUAGGACAUCACAAAAUUUAAAUGUACCUGAUGAAGUUAAUUACAAUUAUUCCAAUAAGGAGAAAAAUAAUGAAUACGAAAUGUUUAAUAUAGCUUCAAAAUAUAAUUUACCAAAUAUUAAGCAUAUGCUAAAUAGUUCAUUGGACGAAAUUUUUAAAAUAUAUAAAAGUUUUGAAAAUAUAAAAGUAAAUUACAAAAUAGCUGUAAAGGAUAUUUAUUACCCUGAAAGGAUAUAUAAUGAUAGCGAAGUAAUAAAAAACGAUAUAAUUGUAAAAUUUAAUUAUGAUAAAUUACAAGAAAAAAACAACGUUUCUUUUAUAUAUUUAAUAUAUAAGAAUAUGUUAAAUAUGAAUGAACAUAUGAACCAUGUUUCAAAUAUGAUCAAUUCAAAUAAUACCCCAAAUAACGUCCCAAAUAACGCUUCUCGGAAUGUGAAUACCAUUACGAAUAAGGAGUUUAAUAUGCUACCUUUACCUGAAUUAUUUGCACCAGCAAAUUUGAACGAACUGAAAUUACCUCCUCUACCCAUUUUACCAAAUUUGCCGCCUUCACAGAAUAUUAUACCUCCGAUUAUUUUCCCAUACAAUAACAAUACAAAUAAAUACCAUGAACAGUCAUUAAAUAGUAUUCAUAUUGUAGAUAGUACAACUAAGCAUGAUAAAUCACCUUCAAAUAAUAAACCUUAUAAUUCACUGGAGGAAUUUAUAAAUAUUUUUGAUGAAGAUAUUCAAAAAAUUUUGCUCAAAAAUACAGACUUAGUCCAUUUAUUGAUGAAUAAGCCUGAUGUUGUUACGAAAAUGCUGAAGGGCCCACAGUACAUUAACGAGGCUUUGUGUUCUCUGGAGGAGGAAUUAAAAAAUUGGAACAAAUCGAAUUUAACUUGA
Molecule: messenger RNA, 4047 nt
Organism: Plasmodium malariae
Lineage: Eukaryota; Apicomplexa; Aconoidasida; Haemosporida; Plasmodiidae
Product: conserved Plasmodium protein, unknown function
Exons: 3
Coding region: 1-4047 (1348 amino acids)
Source: RefSeq, a predicted model, not a curated record